This is a messenger RNA of Aspergillus wentii DTO 134E9, 1242 nucleotides long. RefSeq names its product FAD-dependent oxidoreductase. The coding region runs from base 1 to 1242 and encodes 413 amino acids. NCBI's taxonomy places the organism in Eukaryota, Fungi, Ascomycota, Eurotiomycetes, Eurotiales, Aspergillaceae. Gene Ontology annotation, molecular function: FAD binding; monooxygenase activity. The record is from RefSeq and is a predicted model, not a curated record. The transcript has 2 exons.
AUGUCCCAAAGAAAGGCAAUCAUCAUCGGUGGCGGUCCAGCUGGUCUUUCUACCGCCCUCCGUCUCCACCAAACAACAGACAUUUCCUGCACCGUCUAUGAACUCCGUCCAGAACCUACAACUCUAGGAGGUGCAAUUGGUAUAUUCUCCAAUGGCUUGCGAUUACUUGACCGCCUCGGAGUGUACGACUCCCUGCUAUCCCGUGGUAGCAGUCAUUCCAACCUCACCAUUCACUCCUUGCAAGGCAGUGUCCUUGGUGAGCAGGAGAUAGUGGGCGGAGCGAAAGAGAAGAUGGGAUUUGGGUACAUGCGCAUCAAGCGGGUUGACCUGCAGGAUGUACUCUUGGAAGCAGUCCACAAAGCAGACAUCCCAGUUCACUUCGAUAAACGACUUACCACCAUCGAAGAGAAUCAAGACAGCGUAACAGUGACCUUCUCCGAUGGAACGACCGAUACCGCAGACAUCCUCCUUGGAUGUGAUGGAAUCCAUUCUCAAGCUCGACGACUAUAUGUCGACCCAGCUCAAGUCCCAGAGUACUCCGGCCUCUCUAGUCUAUUCUCCAUCAUCCCGACAUCCACCUUGACCAAAUCACCAAUUCGAGGCAUGAACGCAACCCUCACCCAAGAAGGAAUGUUCAUGGCGACAACCUGCACUGCAUCUGACGACGAAAUCUACUGGGGGUUCUCGAAACAAGUCCCUCUCCCUGAUUCCAACGAUACGAGAGAUGGAUGGGAAGUGCAUCGCAAGGAGGAAGUAGAGGGAUUCAAGGAUAGUUUGCUUGGAUUGUUGGAGAAUGCACACGGAGAGUGGGCGGCCACAUUGAAGGAGAUUGUCAGCGAGACCUCUUCCAUGCAGUUCUUUCCAGUCUAUCGACUGCCAUUUGGGGGUGCCUGGUCGAAAGGACGAUGUCUUCUUCUCGGAGAUGCUGCGCAUGCGAUGCCACCGCAUGCAGGACAGGGCGUGUCAAUGGCUUUGGAAGAUGCGUUUUUUAUCGCGCGUCUUUUAAAGGAUCCGUCAGCUUCUGUGGCAGAUAUUUACGAGAGAUUUGACAAGAUCAGAAGACCGCGUGUCGAUGAACUCGCCCGUCUCGCAGCCCAGAACGCGAAGGUCAGAAAGAACAGCGGACCUUGGGGCUUAUGGAUGAAGGAAUGCGCGAUUUGGGCAUAUAUGGGGAUUUCUGGGAGAGUCGGGUGGGAUAAGUCGACACCAAAGCAUUUGUUAUAUGAUAUUGAGGAGGCAUAG